This is a messenger RNA of Eublepharis macularius, 2619 nucleotides long. RefSeq names its product kelch domain containing 10 (gene KLHDC10). The record is from RefSeq and is a predicted model, not a curated record. The transcript has 9 exons. Gene Ontology annotation, molecular function: protein binding. Lineage: Eukaryota; Metazoa; Chordata; Lepidosauria; Squamata; Eublepharidae. Gene Ontology annotation, biological process: positive regulation of stress-activated MAPK cascade. Bases 65 to 1279 code for a protein of 404 amino acids.
GCGACUGUGGUGGGCUCGGCGAGUCUGAGGGGACGGAGGAGGCGGCGGAAAGGGCGCGGGGAAGAUGUCGGCAGCCGACGGCGACGCCUGGGACGGGAACCGGCAGCGCGGAGCGGGCAGCGGAGACGGGCCGGCGGCUCAGGCGGCCCUCGGGGGACUCCUCAACCGCUUCGUCAAGCUCCCGCCGGGCCAGGGGCGGGGCGGCUCCAGAGCCCCUCCAGCCAGGAGUGGCCACCGCUGUGUCGCAGACAACGCCAACUUGUAUGUGUUCGGAGGGUACAAUCCUGACUUUGGAGAGUCUGGAGGGACAGAGAAUGAAGACUACCCACUCUUCAGGGAGCUUUGGCGAUACAACUUUGCUACAGGCACCUGGCAUCUAAUGGGCACAGAGGGCUACAUGCCUAGAGAGCUGGCAUCCAUGUCUCUUGUGUUGCACGGGAAUAACCUCUUGGUCUUUGGUGGCACUGGAAUCCCUUUCGGCGAGAGCAACGGCAACGACGUCCACGUCUGUAAUGUGAAGUACAAGCGCUGGGCUCUGUUCAACUGCCGAGGGAAGAAGCCAAAUCGUAUCUAUGGACAGGCGAUGGCCAUCAUUAACGGCUCAUUAUAUGUGUUUGGAGGGACAACCGGCUACAUCUACAGCACAGACCUUCACAAGCUGGACCUGAACACCCGCGAGUGGACCCAGCUGAAGCCUAACAACAUGCACUGUGAUAUGCCGGAGGAGAGAUACAGGCAUGAAAUCGCACACGAUGGGCAGAGGAUUUACAUCUUGGGAGGUGGCACUUCCUGGACAGCCUACUCCUUGGACAAGAUCCAUGCCUAUAACCUUGAAACAAACACCUGGGAGGAAAUCACAACAAAGCCUUACAAGAAAAAAGAAUUCCCGGCCGCCAGGAGAUGUCACAGCUGCGUACAGAUAAAAAACGAUGUCUUCGUGUGCGGAGGAUACAAUGGAGAAGUCAUAUUGGGAGACAUCUGGAAGCUGAGCCUGCAGACCUUCCAGUGGGUGAAACUCCCUGCUCUUAUGCCCGAGCCAGUUUACUUCCAUUGUGCUGCUGUGACUCCGGCUGGCUGCAUGUACGUCCACGGCGGCGUAGUGGACAUCCUUCAAAACAGACGGACUGGUUCUCUCUUUAAGAUGUGGUUGGUGGUGCCCAGUCUCCUGGAAUUGUCCUGGGAGAAGCUUUUAGGAUACUUCCCUCACUUAGCAAACCUCUCCCGAUCACGGCUUUUGCACCUUGGACUCACACAGGGACUCAUCGAACGCUUGAAAUGAAAACCUCCUGCACCUAAAACACUAAUUUAAAAGUGACUCUGCCACCCAUUCUUCCCCCCCCUUCUCUUUCUCUCCGUUUUUAUUUAUGAGUACUGCAGAGGAUGCUGCUAAGGAGCUAGAAAGCCCUGCUCCAAAGCCUUACUAGGAAAAUGCAUCAGCUGCCUUUCCUGUGAAUUUUUAAGUUUAUGGAAGUCAGCUUUGUUAAAAAAAAAAAAAAACCUUAUGGAUCUCUAUAAAUACAUCACGAACUAAAGAUGCUGUCGCUGAACUAAUUCGUCCUGCUUUGGCUGCAUGCUUGUAUUUUUAAGAUGGGAAGGCGGGUGGGCAUUCUAGCCUUCGUCUGCCAUUCUCCUAGCUGUUGUUUCGUAAGGUGUGCUUCACGACUUUGCUAAAGUGCAGCAGUUCCGGCAAUAUGACAGACAGAACGGGGCCACGUCCAUGGCGCGCACACUGGAAUUCAUCCCACUCAAGCGGCUCUGUAUCUGCAAACUGUUGAAAGGCCUACAUGGUAUGUUCUCCACAGGCUGUUACUUCCAGAGGUUGCAGCUGGAAAAGACUGGCGCAGCAUGCUGUGACGUCCGAAAAUGUGUUUUCCGUUUCUUGCCUUUGGACACUGAAAGGACUGGCGGAUGCAUUGCCAGGCCAGCCCCGGGAAGGCAUUAGAAUGUUACCGAGCCUUACAGUUCCUGCUCUUAUCUGACACUGAAGGAAUUAAUGGGACAGAGGAACCGUAAGACAGGAGUGCGGCCUCUUUUGUUUUUUUUGCUGUUGCAAGUUGUGUAUGAGUGAAUUUGAAGUUUCGUGCCUAGUGCCAUAACCAAACCACCUGCCAGCUUUUCCUGCUGUAGCUAUUGGUGGAAUUGCCUUUGCUUUUGUUUUCUGUGCCCUUUCUUACUUUUAACAAUCCCAUCUCAGUGGGCCAUCAAUUUUUUUUCCAAGAAAAAGCUUCAUUAUGAACUGAAUGUUCCUUCCAGGAAGUGCCACAGUGGGUGGGGGGGAUCUGCCAAACCCAUUUGCUAGGGGAGGCACUUUCUUCCAGCUGGAGGAGCCCUCUUCUGAUACAGGAAGCCCUUUUGCCAGUGAAGGCGCCUUUGGGGGAAAAGCUCCUCCUGCUGGCAGUAAGCCCCUUUUCUAGUGGACCAGAUCUGCAGGAACCCCAGCCCUUAGGGGGAGUUGAGAGAGGGCAAGAAGUUUUGCCAUUUUUUUGUGUGUGAACAGUAUUUGCCUUUUUUCAAGCAUUGGAAAAAGAAACCGUGUUUGUGUCUUAACCACUGUGUUCCAAAAUGAUUCUGGAAAUAAGUUCUGUAAAAUGUAUCAACACAGCCAUCCAACGAAAAUUC